CGCAAGCGCCGACGUCCCAUCGUCGACGCCCACGAAGAAGAAUAUGAAUAAUCCUGAAAUAGUUUUGUGUUCAACAAGUGUUACAUUUCACUGCACCUCCUUCAUAAGAGUUCCGCAGUGGCGGACCACUGAACAUGACAGUCAAACGAUGCGGGAAGAAAACGGAGUGAAGCAUCACAAAUUACAUUUUUAAACCUUUUCUGAGCAUUACAAGACAAGGUCGACAAUCAGACAUAUAAAAAUUGAUGUUUCAAUAUUAUCAGAUAAAAUGAAGGGUACCAAAAGAAACAGCUGCAACACAAAUUCAGAGUGAAGACAAAUAAAAUAAAAAAGCGGAAACAGGAAGAACAGAUGCCUAAAGGAAAGGUGGAGACCAAAGAAAUCGAGAGGGUUCAGGAACAGACAAUUUGGGCUAUGAAACAUCUGCCAUGGAACAAGUUCCUCAUAGUGUUGGCGAUGGUGGAACUCUGCCCCGGUCAGAUUGAGAAAGCUCUGACCCUGGUAGAGACCACGGCAGCCAUCAUCGGACUGCAGCAAUACUUCCGGUCAGGAUGCGUAUUCUUCCUUUAUUCAAAUGGUCGAACCCAUUAUGAGCUACGAGAUAAAUUAACGCUGGUGCGUCUUAGCAAGACAAUGUCUCAGAACACGGUUACAAGCGCGACCCUUAAUACUGGCAAAGGCGACGUAUCGUUGAAAUACCUUCGAUGCCAGAAGAAUCGACCUGUCAAUGUUUUAACUUCAGAUGACCAGAAUAUGAUGCUUUCUCUGAAGGAGAUGGCAACACAACCACAUUUCGCACGUUCAGUCUGGUUAAUGCUACUUAGUGUCGGAACGGAAAUUGACACUUUCUUUUCUGAUAUUGAUGUGCCAGUUGACAGUGAAUUCGUUGUGGCACACCGACCAGAAGAUUACGUCCAACUAACAGAAGUUUACCGAGUAAGAAAUGGUUAUCCACUGCAGAAACAAGUAUUCGGCGAGAUAAAUGCUGGGAACAAAGUCCUGAAUCUCACCGAUAUAGGUUUCUAUGAAAGGAGAAACAAUUUACAUGGACUCAUCAUGGAAGCUGUUACAAUUCAAGACAAUCCGUACACCUCCAUUGCAAAGAAUCCUGACGGAUCUGCCAUUGUGACAGGGGGUUUCUUUGGUCUCGUGUGGAAAGAGUUUGAGAAUAAACUACAUUUCAGGACCAACUUCACUUACUUAGAAGAGAAAUCAUACACUUACGAAGUAAACGACAAGACAGAUCCUUUCGCCAAGAUGGUAUAUGAUGUGCAUUUAAAAAAAUACGACAUUGGCGUAGCAGCUUUUCGCUGCGUCAAUGAAAGAGCCAAAAUUGUGGAGUACACAUACAUUAUGCACAGAAGCAAGUUUGUGAUAGUAUUGAAACCGGCAGACAAUGAAGACAUGGCGUGGAACCACUUCUUCGGACCAUUUCAGCCCUCGCUCUGGUUCGGCCUGAUUUCCUGCAUCUUAGUAAUCGCAGGUUGUCUCUCGCUGUUCUACUACGUUGGACAACGCUUAGCAUACCCAGAGUACGAGACACCGAAACAGUACACAUUUGCCAUAUCAAUAUUCUACGUGUUCAGUAUGUUCUGUCAACAAGGUCAUGACGUAACGCCCAAGUCCUGCGCGUGUCGUCUGGUGUACUGGUUGGGGUACGUGACAGCAGUGGUGGUGCUCGCCGCCUACUCGGCCACCCUCAUCUCCUUCCUCACAAUUCAGAACAAGGAGCCCCACGUGAAAACGCUUGAGGCGCUCGCCGCAGAUGGCACUUACAAACUGGGAAUGAUACGCCAUUACGUCAGGAUCGUCAAAAAUGAUGUAGAUCACGGCAUCACGAAUGAAAUAUACGACAAAAUAAUCGAACCAGACCCCAACAACAUUGUCGAUACAAACUUGGAAGGAUUCCGGCGUGUCUGCACCACAAAGUACGCUUUCUGGACAAGCUUGGAGGCUGUGAAAGAAGUCGGGGAUUUGGUGAACUGCAAUAUAGCGUUACUAUCGUACAGCUACGUGUUCAUGUUGGGGAUGGUGGUCACUGACAACAACCCGUACAGGCGUCUACUGAACUAUCAAAUCUCGAGGAUGCAGUCUGGGGGCGUGCUGCGCAAACACAAGCUGGACUCCUGGGCGGCCCACGUGCCAGAGGCACAGAACAUGUGGACCAGUGUCAGUGUCGGGCAGAUAACGCCACUACUGACCAUCUUGUCAGGAGGCGUGGCAAUUUCUCUGGCGCUCCUGCUGACAGAAAUGGUAGCAAGCUGGUGGCAGCACAGACAGACUGAGCGCAAAAACGCAUGGUCAGGGAUUAUUAAUAAAACCUAACAUAUUACAUAAAAUUGAAAUUGAGGCACAUUACAGCAUAAAAUGGAUACUGGGUUUUCGUUAGAUGAUCUUCCAAGUGAAUUUGUGUACGAUGUCGAUAAAGAUUCAGAUGGCAAAAAAUGUAUUCUAAUUCGAGCUAACCUUCAAAAUAAGGAUGAUUGUGAACGUUGGCUGAAAGCAUAUGAAUCAAAAAGUAGAACAAAAUGGAUUGUUGCAAAAGUAAUUACGACACCAUUCAGAUCUGUAUUUCACAAAACGUGGAUGUGCCACUUAAGCAACAGGAACAAAUCCAAGGAUUCACAACGCUCAACAGACUGCAAGGCAAAAAUUGAUAUAAAGGUUAAGAAGCUUAACAGAAACACUACAAGAAAGGACAAAUAUUUGAGAAGGGACCCUCCAUUAAGUGCAGUUAUGCAUUUGGAACUGAAGCACAACCAUCACAUACAAUGUGACAGCGUGUUAAAAUAUCUUAGAAUAAGCCAAAAUGUUACAGAAGAGUUUGAAUGUUACUUCAGGGAUGGCUUGACUCCUAUUGAAGCAUGUGAAGUUCAUGAAAUUAAAAUUAAACUUAAUCAGAAUGCAGAUAUUAACCUUGCUGAUGGAUCCCUAAAUCCAUCUCUAAGGAAAGUAUAUCAUCUUUACCAUAAGUGGAGAAGGGUAACAGCUGCAGGAGCCCAGCCCAUCAAAACUGAUACAAGUGAAGCUAAAAUGUCAAGAGAUUCACUAACAGAAACAGUUCAGUGUUUGAAUAACCACUCAAGUACUCAGCUGUGUUGACUUAUAUGUUAAAGAGCAGCAAAGCAUGCAUAGCUUUGAGUAGGUAAUUUCAACUACUGCAGUAUUCACAACAUAAAUAUGAUUACAUCACAGGAAUGUAAAUGGCUUUAAUUAUAAAAAGCAUUUAAACAGUAUUAAUGAAAGCAUAAAUUAAAGUAUUAGAACAGAAAAUACAA
Messenger RNA from Zootermopsis nevadensis, 3278 nucleotides. Its product is annotated as glutamate receptor U1. NCBI's taxonomy places the organism in Eukaryota, Metazoa, Arthropoda, Insecta, Blattodea, Termopsidae. Gene Ontology annotation, cellular component: membrane. Gene Ontology annotation, molecular function: ligand-gated monoatomic ion channel activity. The record is from RefSeq and is a predicted model, not a curated record.